This is a messenger RNA of Alternaria ventricosa, 2613 nucleotides long. RefSeq lists its product as uncharacterized. Lineage: Eukaryota; Fungi; Ascomycota; Dothideomycetes; Pleosporales; Pleosporaceae. The record is from RefSeq and is a predicted model, not a curated record. The coding region runs from base 1 to 2613 and encodes 870 amino acids. The transcript has 2 exons. Gene Ontology annotation, molecular function: metal ion binding.
AUGGCGCCCUCGGUUCUCACCUCCCAAGGGAGCCCGUCGAUCCCCGUACCCGCAAAGCCACCACAACCCACUCCAGAAACGUCCCAGGAGGCUACUUUGCCCACGGUCUCACUUUCCGAAGAAAACAUCGCCCUUAAGCAGCGCCUUGCUCAGUCUGAACUAGCCAAGAAGCACCUUGUCGAACAAGUCGCAGAUGGGGAGCAAAGAGUCAGGGAUGCUGCGAAGCGUGCCACCGCUGCCGAGACCGAGACGAAAGCAGCAAAGGCACGCGCCCAAAACCGCUAUACAGAGAAGGUGCACGCCAAUAACGAGAACCGUCACCUGAAGACAGAGAUCGAUAGGAAGGAAAAAGAGCGUGCGGACUUCUUUGUUGGUGUUAAGAGCAUUCUUCAGGGUCGCGACGAGAUGAUAGCUAAGCGCGACGAGAUGAUAGCUAAGCGCGACGAGACGAUAGCUAAGCUCGAGAAAGAAAAGGCUAGUGGAGAAUGGUCCAAAGAACUCACGGAAAAGCUCACAAAGCAGGUAGAUGUCUUUGAACAGGCCUACCUCGCAUCUCAACGUGAUAUAGAGAAGGAGAAACGUGAGAAAGAGGAGGAUAAAAAGGUGUCUGAUAAGAUCAUUGGCCAGCUCAAAUCCGACAGAGACACGCAGGGCAACGUCAACAAGAACCUGAAAAGCGUGAUCGCACAAUUGCAACAAGACAUCGCCACGGAAAAAGAGAAAUCGAAAGCCGCAGCCGCAGCGCCGACCAUGGACCAGGCUCGCAUCGCUGCUGCCAAGGCUGAUGGGUUCAAAGAAGCCACCAUAGCAAAGCAGAGGAAGAACGCUGAGUACCGAAAGACAAUAGAAGAAAAGGCGACCGCACAUGUCGCAUGGAUGAAGAAGGACAUCGAGACGAAAGCGCAAGAGCACGUACAGAAGAAAGAGACUGAAUGGCGUUCAGAGCAGACUAGUCUCAAACAGAAGGCUUCUGCAGCUGAAGCUGCGCUGAGUGCUGCCAAAAAGCAGCUUGCUAUUGCCCAGCAACAACCACUAGCAGCACCAGCAGCAUCGCGCCCUCUACUAAACGAUGCUCAGAGGCUUCCCAAACGGAGCCAGCCGACUUCUUCACAGGGCGCGUUGGAAUCUAACAAGCGAAGGAGGCUUAACGAAGCUGGUGCUUCCGGUAUCACUACACCAGACUUCAAGCGUACGCACUCGAACUCGCUUCCCUCCGAUACCAAUGCCAUGAGUCCUUUAUCAACCGGAUGGCCGAACGGCGAUACUAUCAUGGGCGACACACAAAUGCGGAGGCAAGCUCGACAUGUCGCACCGAAUGGCAUGCAUGGACGAAGCUCGUCACAGCAGUCAACUGGCUCAGCAGGGCAGAUGGCACCCGCCCGACGUCCUUCGCAACAGCCUGGUGCCAUGAUGGCCGCCCCUCCAGGACGCACAUCCGGCAACAUGUCACCCCAGCAGCAGCGACACUUGAUGCAGAGCUUGGCUGCGGGUAACGCCGGCAGUCAAUCACCUAGAUUUCCUCAACAUAACUUAGGCCUGAUGCGCACAUCUCCGCAGGUCGGUCGACAGAUGGGAAGUGGUCAGCAUAUGACCAACCAGACCGGAAACAUGAACUCGUACGACGGGGACUUGUUUCAACAGAUGCAGCGGUCCGCUCAGUCGCAAAUACAGUCACAGAUGUCGACACCGGCGCAAGGGUCUAUGAGACGUACACCUUCGUACGGCUCAGCUUCUUCUGUGGCCCCGCCUCAACCUCACGUCACGCAACACUCUUCGAACCAAUCUGCACCCGUCACUGGGCAAAACUGGAAUAUGAGGCAGAACUUUGAGCAACAGAACAUAUCGACAAAUGGUACGAGCCAGGAAGUAAUGGGGAACUACACUCCCACUAUGGAACAGUUGGAUGCGAAUUUUGCCUUCGACGUUGACGCACUGCUGGGAGAUGGUGGUUCUCAGCAAAACCUCGGAGACACAUUCGAGUGCAGCGAUUGGUUUCCCACAGAAGACAAUACUGCUCAGACGAACUUCAACUCGACUCUCCCUUCGAACGGAACGCCUCCGAUGACCCAAGCCGACUUCCAGCAGCCUCAACAACGCAGCUACCAACCACAUUCCCGCAAUCACUCACAACAGUACGAGGGUGGUUCAAGAGACAUGUCUAACGGGCCCGGGAGCUUCCAGAAUGAGCCCGCCACGAACAUGAGCAGGAACGGUUCACGCCAGCCUUCUGUUUCGGGACGAGCGACUCGAGCUUCUUCCCGCUCAACACCUGGACCGUCUGGACCUUCUGGACGAUCGAGACGCAAGACGCCAGGUCCGGCGGAGCCGACUCGAGUCCCAUGUGUGAACUGCUACCGUCACUGGUGGGAAGGCGAAUGCGACGAAGGCCAGCCAUGCGCAAACUGUGUUGCAUCAGGAACAAAAUGUGUGCGGCAGAAAUGCAUCAACUAUGCUGCCGGCACUUGCGACAAGGGCAACAAGUGUCCAAACGUACACGAAGGAGACGAGCGUUACCAGAACGAGGAGUUCCUUGUAGCCCAGACCAAGGCGGGCAAGCGGCCUUCACGUUUGGGUACGAGGGCGGAAGCGAAGCCGGCGCCGACCCAGGAUUAG